Molecule: messenger RNA, 1917 nt
Organism: Linnemannia hyalina
Lineage: Eukaryota; Fungi; Mortierellomycota; Mortierellomycetes; Mortierellales; Mortierellaceae
Source: the annotation of a GenBank genome assembly
AUGAAUACCUCGCGACCUUCGUCGGCCAAUCAAAAGUCGGUCGCGAAUGCCAGUAGUACAACAGCUGCUCCACUCCGACGCGCCAAAGUCGCCAGCGUCGCCCAAAUGGAUAUUUCCUCCAUCGCGCCCUCCUUCAAGCCUAUCGCCUCUUCCUUGCCCGGAUCGGCCACUGUGACCCCGACCAACUCCUCUCGUGCAAGUUACUCCAUGACCCCCUCAACAUCAACACCCAAUGGAUAUCAUACAAUCAAUGGCAACACGUACAACACUUACAACAACAACAACAACAACAACAACAACAACAAUACACCGACUCCUCCUCGCAUGGCGUCUGUCCGUGUCCGGUCGUCCAAUUCUGUUGCCACGACUGCAUCUUUCAGGAGUGCCAAUGGUGCAAGCAGCGCAGGGAGUGGACGGCGAGACGGUGGAUCGGUGACUUCUGAUGACGGCACUGUUUCUGAGGACUCGGAUCGCGCUGGAGACGAGAUGCAGCUCUAUUCAGGAGGUCAGGCCAGUGUCGGCGGAGGGGUCAAUGUACCGGUUGGGUUAUCUGGCAGGCAUAACUCCUCUUCCUCUGCAGGGUUGGUCCGCUCCCCAUCGUCGUCAACGGUGGGGCUCAAGAUUGCUGGACGGUCAAGUCGACACAGGGCAACAUCCAGUACAUCAGGCUUGACUUUUGGAUCAGGAAACAAUCAGGCCAAACCAAUGCGAAUGGCAGUGGGCGCGUCCAUCAAGAUCGAUCCAAGUCUGAGCCUCAGCAAUCAAAACGCUUUGCAGUCGUCUCUACUGACUACUACGACUCCUGGAUCUUCUACAGCGGGAUCGCUUGUCGGCACUACUUCUCCUGCACCGCUCACAUCCUCAGCAUCGCUCCCAACCUGGAACAACACGCCGUCCUCCAAUGCAAGCUUGGGCAGUAGCCUUUCAAGAAGCGGAUCCCUUGGACAUUCUCGAUCAGGAGAUGAAGGAUCGGCACUAUCAGGAAUGUCAAAUUCGUCAUCACAGCCAUUUCAACAGCAACAACAACAACCAACGACCCGAUCAGUCAAGAGCGCUUCAGCAACAACAUCGGCCACAGUCAAGCAGGCAGAGGAGAAUCGCCGGAUAGAAGAAGCAGCCAGGACACGACGCAAGAUUGCGGACCUUGAGAUCUCGAACGCUUCUCUUCUAUCGAUCAAUCAAUCUCUUGAGGCGACCAUUCGGAAACAAGCGAGUGAGGUUCAGGAGCUCAAGGUCCGAAUGCAAUCAACACAUUAUGGAGAGUUAGGGUAUUCAGCGGCAGAUUUGGCGCUGGCACAGAGCGUGGAAGCAAUUGAACUGACAGAGGAGGAGAAACUGGACGACAUGACAUUCAAGCGUCUUUGUAUGUCAAUCGAGCAAAUGAUCUUUGAGGCCAAGUCAGCUCUAGAUCAAUGCUCGAAACCCGCUGGAGUCAAAGUCCUGUCGCUGCAUGAUAUGUAUGAAAAGGAAGUACGAGAGGCGCAAGUGGUUGAUGAAGACGACGAAGACGAUGUGGACAAUGUGGGCGGUCGAGGAAUGAGCCAGAUGACGUUUGUACAGGAUGAUGACGACGACAUUGAUAUAAAGGAUCACGGCGCCAUGAAGGCCAAGUACUCAAUAGAGGUCCUCGCACCACAGGACGACGACAAGCAUAGCGACAGGGCGAGCGACAUCACUAAGAAUCAGCAACGACAACGACAGAACUCGAAGGAGACUCGUCGGGAUUCGGGGCUGAGUCGAUCCAGUGGUGAAAGUAUGCGGGCUCAAAAUAAGCGGCAGCAGGGUGAUAGACUCUUUCGUGACGACAGCGACAACGAGGGGGGCCAUGAGAACGACGGCGGUGGGUUGGGAUUGACUAGUUCUCCACAUACCAUGAUUUCUUCCGCUGUUCUAGAUACGCCGACGAUCGUUACUUGA